Messenger RNA from Peniophora sp. CBMAI 1063, 2340 nucleotides. The record is from the annotation of a GenBank genome assembly. NCBI's taxonomy places the organism in Eukaryota, Fungi, Basidiomycota, Agaricomycetes, Russulales, Peniophoraceae.
AUGUCCGACGCUACCGUCGACGUCAAGGACAAGGAGCUGCUCUCCCAGCUGCCUGUGCUGGAUGAGAAGAAGACGAGCUCAGACUCGGACGUCGCGCUCGGGAAGGACUCCAAGCUCGACUCGGAGAGGGUCUCGUACGUCGAGGAGGACGCCCUCGGCGAGGUCCUGUAUAUAAACGGCGAGCCGGUCGUUCAAGACGGCAGGGAUGUCUCUCGCUUUGUUGUCGAUCUUCGCGACGACGGCGAUGAGGCGACCACAUUCCGCGGUCUGGUCCUUGGUACUAUUUUUGGCGGUUUGGGCGCUGCCCUCUACCAGAUCUAUACAUUCAAGCCGGUUCAGACUGUAGUCUCUGGUGUCUUCCUCAUGCUCAUCAUCUACGCUUUCGGAACUGCCUGGGCGAAUCUGCUCCCGAGGGCUCACUGGGUGGAGGGAACGCGCUUCGCCCGGCUCGGCCCCAUUAUCCAUUUCAUCAACCCGAGCACGGAGUUCAAGAUCAAGGAGCACGUCGUAGCUACGAUCAUUGCCAGUACAGCUGCCUACGGAUCAAGCGCUGUCCUCAACUUUGCCGUCCAACGCCUCUACUACGAUACUCACGUCAAUGCUACGACGGCUGUACUCGCUACUUUCUCUACGGCAGUCUUCGGUUAUAGUGUCGUCGGUCUCUUGCGCCCCCUUACGGUGUACCCCGCCGAGAUGGUCUAUUGGGCUAAUCUCCCCACCGUCUCUGUCUUCCAAUCGCUGCACUACGACAGGGAGAGCAACAAGAAGCGUCUCCGCCUCUUCUGGAUCGCUUUCGGCGCAAUGUUCGUCUACGAGAUAUUCCCGGCGUACAUCUUCCCUCUCUUGAACGGCUUCUCCAUCAUCUGUCUCGCCACGCAGAAGAGCAGGCCGGCCACGCUGGACGUCAUCACCAACAUCUUCGGUGGAUCAGACGGCAACGAGGGACUCGGUCUGCUCAACUUGAGCUUCGAUUGGCAAUACCUCGGCUCUUCGUACAUGUCGUUGCCACUCGUCCAGCAAGCCAACUCAUGGAUCGGUCUUGCCUUCUGCUACAUCGCUAUCCCCGCUAUCUUCUACUCGAACUUGUGGAACUCCAAGAUGUUCCCCAUGCUUUCGACUUCGAUCUUCAACUCGAACGGCACGCGGUACUCGCAGUCGUCCGUUUUCACCGGUCCCAGCCAGUCGCUCAACGAGACUGCGCUCGCGGAAGUCGGUCUGCCUUCCCUGACCGGAUCCAACGCAUGGGCCAACCUGAUGGCGAACGUCUCCAUCGGUGGACUCAUCGGUCACUGCAUCUUGUUCUGGGGCCCAUACGUCCUUGCGUCGUUCAAGCAGGCUCAGACCAAGACUCAGCCGGACCCUCACUGGCAGGCGAUGCAGAAGUACAAGGAGGCGCCUCACUGGUGGUACCUCGUUCUCAUGGUACUUUCCUUCUUUGCCGGCCUCAUCGCGAACUUGAAGGGCGACACGACGCUUCCUUGGUGGUCCUACAUCGUUGCGCUUGUCUCGGGUGCAUUCGUUACACCUUUCUCGACGCUCUUGUACGCUCGUAUGGGUAACGGUGUCGCCACCAACCAGCUCUUCAAGAUGAUUGCCGGUGCCGUGAACCCCGGAAAACCCGUGGCUAACCUCUACUUCUCGAUGUGGAGUCACGACGUCGUCAGCCAGUCGAUCGGUUUGGCACAGGACUUGAAGAUGGGACAGUACCUCAAGAUCCCUCCUCGCGUCUUAUUCUCCGUUCAGCUAUGGGGCACGAUCAUCGGUGCGAUUGUCAACUACGUCGUAAUGAACUCCAUCGUCGUGGCCCAGCGAGAGAUCUUGCUUGACCCCAUUGGUACCAACAUCUGGAGCGGUCAGACUGUCCAGUCGCUGAACUCGAACGCCGUCACCUGGGCUCUCGCCAAGCAGCUCUACGGUCCUAGCGGCCCCUACUUCAUCAUCCCCAUGGGUCUGUUCAUUGGUGCCGGCGUGUCCUUCUUCCAAUGGCUUUUGAACAAGCGUUUCCCGGUCAUUCUCGGAGUCCGUGUCGACAGUAUCAUGCUGCCGCUCAUCUACAUGUACGCUGCCUGGAUGUCUUCUGGUGUCAAUAGUACCAUCAUGAGCACGAUCAUCCUGGGUGUGACUUCUCAGGUCUGGCUUCGUCGCUACCACCCCGGCUGGUACAGGAAGUACAACUACAUUCUUGGUGGUGCCCUUGAUGGAGGCGCGCAAGUCAUGAUCUUCUUGCUAUCCUUCGCCGUCUUCGGUGCCUCCGGAAAGGAACGCCCAUUCCCUUCGUGGGCCGGAAACCCUGCCGCCGGCAAUGUGGACUACUGCAACGGCAACGGCGCUUUGGAUUGA